Molecule: messenger RNA, 1383 nt
Organism: Penicillium oxalicum
Lineage: Eukaryota; Fungi; Ascomycota; Eurotiomycetes; Eurotiales; Aspergillaceae
Product: putative extracellular protein
Exons: 2
Coding region: 1-1383 (460 amino acids)
Source: RefSeq, a predicted model, not a curated record
AUGAAGACAACCGCAAUCUGUGUCAGCCUUUUGGCGGUGGGGGCCUCGGCGCAUAUGCAAAUGAUGAAGCCGUAUCCUAUCCGCAGUCCGUUGAACAAGGACAGCAGCGAGCAAAAGGACUAUUCCUACACGAAUCCACUGGAUUCAUCCGGGUCGAACUUUCCCUGCAAGGGCUAUGCCAACGAUCCAUUCACAUCCCAAGCAAGCUACUCGCCGGGACAGACUUACGAGCUCGAGCUCGACGGCAGCGCAGUCCAUGGGGGAGGCUCUUGCCAGAUCUCGCUGACGUACGAUCGUGGCAAGACUUUCAAAGUGAUCGAGUCAAUGCUUGGCGAAUGUCCCAUCUCCAAAAACUACUCGUUCCAGAUUCCAUCUGACGCACCCAGUGGUGAGGCUCUGCUUGCUUGGACCUGGUUCAACAAAGUUGGAAACCGAGAGAUGUACAUGAACUGUGCAAUGGUGACCAUUGGUGGAUCAACCACCAAGGGCACCAAGAGCGACCCGGACAGAGUGAACACCCAGUCCGCCGACAGUUCAUUCUGGCCAAACGAGUACAAAAACCACACCUUCCACGGUCCUCCGGGCCACCAUGGUCACCCAGGCCAUCGGCCUCAAGUUCCUGGUAUGGUGCCACGAGAGGUGUCGGAGGCAGCCAUGGCGAUGGAUUCAUCCAUCUCAUCCGCGACGACCGCCUUUGACAGUCGGCCCGCCAUGUUCGUCGCCAAUGUGAAUCAAGCGGGUGGUUGUGUGACCGUGGAAGGCGAGGAAGUCGAUUUCCCUCAACCGGGACCCAAUGUGGUCGGCAAGAUUGAUACCAGCGGUAAAGGCUACAAGUGCAGUGGAGAUGCACCCUUCCUCAGUAGUGGCACUGGCAGUACUGGUGGAAGCAGCGGUUCGAGUAGCAGCGCUGCCCCGUCAACUCUGGCCACGUCUGCAGCCCCGGCGACAUCAUCCUCGUCCAUGAGUUCAUCCUCCACGAAUGCCCCCGAGGCCAAGGGUACCUCCUCCUCGUCUGCGUCUCCAGCGACGAGCGACACCCCAGCCUCGGCUGCUUCAACAACAGCCACCAGCGGUUCCGACACCACUGCCGACGGCACUAUGAUCAGCCUCGCUCAACUGGCCCAGUUGGUUUCAUCUCUUUCGUCUGCGGCAGCAGCUCCCACGGCCGACAAUCGUGUGACGGGCGACCUCCACCACGAGGUCGCCUCCACCAACGCUGCCUUCUCCAGUUACGUUGAGCAGUGGCCCUGUGGUGUUGGAGAGUUGCUGUGUUCUCCGGACGGAAGUACCUGGGCCAUGUGCUCCAACGGACGUCCCAUCUAUAUGGGUCCUGUCGCUCGCGGCAUGUCCUGUCAACUCGGUCACAUGGUUCGAGCAGCUUAG